GGCAGCCAAGCAGUGGGUCCAGCCCCCCCCCCCCCCCAAAUUGAUUAACUGCAUCAUCGUGCGCGAGAGCAGCCACUCAGCGCCCGGGAGGCUGCCAUCGACGUCAUCUCUACUCUACUCCUGUUCCAUGCCUCCCUCGUAGUAUAAAGGACCACACUCUCUCCAACCUCAUGCUCCUAUCCAAGUCUCUCUGCAAAUCCCAAAUCAAAACUCCUUCUACAUACAUACAAACAUUCAAUCUACCUCGGUACCUCUCAAGCCCAUCCAAUAGGUACAUACCUCACCUCCUCUACCACACUACAAAGUACUAUACAAACCAACCAAAAUGCCCAACAACACCUUCUCCUCCUCACAAGAUACCGGCGUCACAGGCGCCGCCAAAUUCGUCACCUCGACGCUGGGCAACACCGUCGGCGGCGUCUCCCGCACCGUCGGCGGAGUCACGGGCGCUGCCACCCGCGGCGUCGGAGGCACCAUUAACGGCGCCACGGGCAGCGCAGGACAGCCUGUCGGCGAUGCGCUGGGGAGUCUUGGGAGUGGAGUGGAGGACGGAGCGAAGAGAGUGGCGAAGGGAGUGGAGGAUGCUGGUAUUGGAUAUGGACCGAGCGGUAAUUGAUUCUGGGAGUGAAGGAAGAUGAGUGUCUUUCUAUGCUUGUUCUUUGUUGAUUAUUUUUGAUACUCCAAUUCUGUUAUGAAUUUACGAACUUCGAAACCCACCCACCCCUUUGCCGAAAGAUUAUAAAAGAUAAAACAAGACAAAAGGGACAAGCGAUUCAAGUUUGAGGGACAAAAAGAAAAAAGAAAUGCUCACACUCGGAUUCGAACCGA
This is a messenger RNA of Aspergillus steynii IBT 23096, 828 nucleotides long. RefSeq lists its product as uncharacterized. Lineage: Eukaryota; Fungi; Ascomycota; Eurotiomycetes; Eurotiales; Aspergillaceae. Bases 171 to 638 code for a protein of 155 amino acids. The transcript has 2 exons. The record is from RefSeq and is a predicted model, not a curated record.